UAUAAUUUCACAGCGACGUAGAACUGACUAUUGAACUCCGAGGGUGAAAAGUAAACAUAAAAAGCAGAAGAACGGAAACUCCUCCGCUUUUAACCUCAGCCCGACGCGUUAAGGAACACCUGUCGUCCCGGCUUCCUUUGCGUGUCCAAUAUGGAAGAACUGGCGGUGGAGGUCCGUGGCUCCAACGGCGCUUAUUACAAGGGUUUUGUCAAAGAUAUCCACGAUGACUCUCUCACCAUUGCCUUUGAGAACAACUGGCAGCCAGAACGCCAGGUGCCCUUCAGCGACGUCAGGUUGCCUCCACCUGCGGAUGCCAAGAAGGAGAUCGGAGAAGGAGAAGAGGUGGAGAUUCUCUCCAGAGCCAACGAACAGGAGCCUUGUGGCUGGUGGCUGGCCAAAGUCCGCAUGAUGAAGGGAGAUUUCUAUGUGAUCGAGUACGCCGCUUGUGACGCCACCUACAACGAGAUCGUAACGUUCGAGCGUUUGCGGCCGGUCAACCCUAACAAGGCCGUUACCAAGAACUCCUUCCACAAGUGCACUGUCUCCGUUCCUCAGGAUCUACAGGAAGCGUGCCAGAGCGAAAACGCACACAAGGAUUUCAAGAAAGCAGUGGGAGCCUGUCGAGUCUCGUUCUGCCCAGAGAGCAGCGAGCUGCUGAUCGUGUCCACCAAUGAGUCGACAGUGAAGCGCGUGUCUCUGCUGAGCGACAUGCACCUGCGCAGCCUGAGAACCAAGCUGCUGCUGAUGUCACGCAACCAGGAGGCCACAAAGCACCUGGAGACCUCCAGGCAGCUGGUGUCGUCCUUCCAGCAGGAGUUCACCGUGAGGACGGACCUGAUGGGCCUGGCCAUCGGCAGCCACGGCAGCAACAUCCAGCAAGCCAGGAAGCUCCCAGGGGUCACCGCCAUCGAGUUGGACGAAGAGACCGGGACCUUCAGGAUUUAUGGAGAGACGGAGGAAGCUGUAAAGAAGGCCAGAAGCUUCCUGGAGUUUGUGGAGGAUUCAGUCCAGGUGCCAAGGAAUCUUGUUGGCAAAGUGAUUGGUAAGAAUGGGAAGGUGAUCCAGGAGAUGGUGGAUAAGUCUGGUGUGGUCCGGGUCCGAAUAGAAGGAGACAACGACAACAAGCAACCCAGACAGGAAUUGACACAGGGAAUGGUCCCCUUUACGUUUGUCGGUACUAAGGAGAGUAUCGGCAACGUUCAGGUCCUGUUGGAGUAUCACAUCUCCUACCUGAAUGAGGUUGAGCAGCUUCGUCUGGAGCGGAUGCAGAUCGAUGAGCAGUUGCGUCAGAUCACCCAAGGUCACCGGCCGGUCGAUCGGGAGCGGGGCGAGCGAGGAGAGAGAGGCGGCGGGGGCUAUAAUGCAGACAACGGCGCCAACGCGUCGUCGGCCUCGCUGCGCGGCAGCCGCUCCUACAACAGCAGGGGGCGCGGCCGGAGAGGCCACAGCUACAACACUGGAUACGGCGCCAAUUCGGAGCAUUCAAAUCCCUCUGAGACGGAUUCAGAGCGUAAAGACGAGCUCAGUGAUUGGUCGCUGGCAGGAGAGGACCUGGACGGGGAGAGAGAGCGAGGCCCUCGCCCACAGAGAGACGGCCGCCGGAGGCCUGGACCCGGCCGGGGCCGAGGAAGAGGCAGAGGAAGAGGAGCAUAUGGAUACAACUCUGGCUCCAGGGAUCACGAGAACAAUCCCCCCUACGGAAGCCUGGAGGCGAACACGGAGACGGACCAGACGGCCGACACGGACGCCAGCGAGUCCAACCUGCCCGCCAACCGCCGCCGUCGCUCCCGGCGACGCAGGACGGACGAGGACGCCACCCUGAUAGAUGGCAUGAGCGAGUCCGACAACGCCUCCGUCAGCGAAAAUGGAAUAGAUUUGUCCGAAGCAAAACCUCAGCGUCGCAAUCGCAGCCGCCGCCGCCGCAUGCGCCUGCCUGAGGAGAGGCAGCCAGUGACUGUGGCCGACUACAUAUCCAGGGCUGAAUCUCAGAGCAGACAGAUGACCGCCAAGGAUACCAAGAAAAACAAGGAAGUGGGUCAGGCGGAGGUCAUUGCUGAGCACAGCCCACAGUCGGCUCCGGCAACCACCAACGGCUCCAACGACGACGUGUCCGACGUCACCGCCCCGAACGUCUCCGCCUACAACAGGGACUCGAACCCACAACCCGUCAUGAACGGACUCUCCUAGUUAGACCCCAGCAAAGGAAAUGGUUUCAAAUAUUGACGACACUUGAUUGGAUCUUCAUGUCGGCAUAGAGGCGUCAAAUGUUAACAUCUAAACACAACAAGCACUGUUUUGUUUUUUUUUUUGUUUGUUUUUUUUUACUUAAUAUUUGAAACCCGUUCUGCAGCAAACCUUUUAGCGCUCUGAACCCUGACCUUUACAUGUUUGUGUCUGCUUCUGUUCACUUUUCAAUACUUCUUCCAGUAUGAGCUUGCCAAAGAUAGUCACACACACACACACACACACACUUAGAGCUGUACUUUUAGUCCGCUCUUCAUCUUAGAGCUCGGACUAAAUGCAGUAUUUACAUAAUGCAGGCAGGGAUUUUAAUCAGAUACUGCGGUGUGGAUGCAGCCUGUUUUCCUGGUUCAUAAUGUCGUAGUCUGCCUUCUAUCAGGUGAACGUAGCCGAAUCAUUUCUUUUUGGGACGUUUUGUGCAUCAAGUUCAAUAUUCUGCAUGAGCAGAGUGCAGAAGGUUUGCUGAAAAACCCAAGUGUGACGUACUUGUGAUCAGCUGUCGUGCCUUGAGAGUAGACUCAACAAGUUGCUGCCUGGCUCUGCGCUCCAUCUGGAAUCCCUCCUCCCCUCACCUGCCACCAGUGGAACCAGUCCGGGUCGCCUGCCACCAGUGGAACCAGUCCGGGUCGCCUGCCACCAGUGGAACCAGUCUGGGUGAGUCAGCGUGCGAAAUGCUGAGGGGUUUCAGAGCCUUCUUUUCAAAUCAGGUGUCUCUGCUCUCAAAGUCGUUGGGAGGGGGAUUCGGUGAUCCUUUAAGUGUAUCUGGAGGAUUUUUUGACUUUUAGCUGCUUCCUGUUCUUUAAUAUGCAACCACUUGGAUCAUAGGAAAGAUGUCAUUACUGCAGAUCUGGAAAAGAAAUGAGAAGAGUUGUUUUGUUUGCACUGAAGCGUAACCUUUUACUCUUAAAGCUGAUUGUAGUCGAGUCUGAAAGCCGUUGCGUUGCUGGUUUUCUGGGAACAUCUCACUACCCAACCUUUUAUUUGAUCAAGUACGACACCGAGAACUUCAGAAAACUGUAAAAAAUAACAAAAAAACACAACUGGAUUAAUCCGGUGUUGAGAUGUUGCAGAAAACCGAAGCAGAGCGACGAUGGUCUUUUCAUGGUUCUUCCACACUGGCUGGCUGGAAACUGGUCACGACUGUUCCUCUGAGGAAGAUUUAUUUGGAUUAUUUAUUUUUUAAAAAGUGUACAGUAUUUAAAAAAAUAUUAAAAAAAUAAAGACACUCUUCUUUUUCUUGACACUAAAACGUGAUAUCCAGAGGUUUUCAUACAUCCAUCUACGAUUUGGACUACUGACAGUUGUAACAUCCCAAGAGUUUUUGUUGGGUCAACUACAGUAAAUGUUUCUUUUUUAAGGAUUGUCUGGUUGGUUGAUGUGCAAUAUGUUUUGUACGCAGGUAGUUCCUAAAUAAACUUGAUCUUCUAUGUAGAUCUGAACCCAAA
Xiphophorus maculatus (southern platyfish) is the source of this 3686-nucleotide messenger RNA. RefSeq names its product FMR1 autosomal homolog 1 (gene fxr1). The coding region runs from base 151 to 2187 and encodes 678 amino acids. Gene Ontology annotation, biological process: regulation of dendritic spine development; regulation of alternative mRNA splicing, via spliceosome; DNA damage response. The transcript has 18 exons. Gene Ontology annotation, molecular function: mRNA 3'-UTR binding; protein homodimerization activity; translation regulator activity. The record is from RefSeq and is a predicted model, not a curated record. Gene Ontology annotation, cellular component: membrane; nucleus; axon. NCBI's taxonomy places the organism in Eukaryota, Metazoa, Chordata, Actinopteri, Cyprinodontiformes, Poeciliidae.